AGAGCUGUCAGCUCUCUGAUUAAUUUAUUUUUCAUAAAUAUAAAUAGUUAUGUUUAUGGAAAAUUUUCGUCGUCACCACAAUUAAUCUUAUAAAUAUUUAUAUGAUACAAAUUAUACUGUGGAAGCAAAAUUCAAUGUUUUAUUGGAAUUAAAUUUCCAAUAAAAUGGGGACUUACAUUAGUAAAGACACUCGGCGAAUUAGUUUUGAUAAUAAUUUUGCAUUAAGUUCUCCUAUACCACUUCAAAAAUCAAUAGAAGCUGAAAAUGCGAUGGCAUUGAAUAACCUACCACCAGAACCAUCGGAUGAAAUUUUAUUUAAAGACGGUACAGGUGUUCAAGAAGAUGGUGAAAUGGAAUAUUGGUCACAUAGAAUAGACUACCUGAAGAAAGAACAUCAAGCCAUUAAUAAAAUAAUAGAGUCUGAGUAUGAUAAAAGCAUUGAAAAAACGAAUAAAACAUAUUUGGUGUGUUCAGCAAUCACCCAUGAAAAAAUACAAAAAAUUAAGCCUUGUUUUGAUUGGAGAACAAAGAUUAUGAAAUGCUAUGAAGAAAAUUCUCAUCAACCUUUGGUGUGUUCAGCGUUGGUGCAAGCUUUUACUAAUUGUGUGACAAAUUGCAGAUUAGAAGAUUAAAAUAUUUUUUUCUAAACCGGAUUUUGUAGAACAUUUUAUAUUUUUAACAUUAACUUAUACACGGUAUGUCAAGCCAGAAUAAAUUAUUGUUGUUAUUA
Spodoptera frugiperda (fall armyworm) is the source of this 730-nucleotide messenger RNA. Its product is annotated as MICOS complex subunit MIC19-like. Gene Ontology annotation, cellular component: MICOS complex. NCBI's taxonomy places the organism in Eukaryota, Metazoa, Arthropoda, Insecta, Lepidoptera, Noctuidae. Gene Ontology annotation, biological process: inner mitochondrial membrane organization. The transcript is spliced from 4 exons. The record is from RefSeq and is a predicted model, not a curated record. The coding region runs from base 165 to 632 and encodes 155 amino acids.